CCGGUGAGCAUCUCGUGCGGCGCCUUUGUGCGGUGAAGCGUAGCGGGCACAACCGAGGUGCGCUCAGCCAUUGCGCGCGCGCAUGCGUCCUCUCCUGAAGUUGGGAGAGGAACCUCAGAGACUCCCAAAGAUGUCAACUCAAGGCCAUACCUGGGUCCGACAGGUGAAGAAGGAGGAUGAGGAAGAGGACCCUCUGGACCAGCUGAUCUCCCGAUCUGGCUGUGCUGCUUCCCACUAUGCAGUGCAGGAGUGCAUGGCCCAGUACCAGGACUGGCGACAGUGCCAGGCACAGGUGCAGGCCUUCAGGGACUGCAUGAGUGAACAGCAGGCAAGGCGGCGGGAGGAGCUGCAGAGGAGGAAAGAGCAAGGCACUGCACACCACUGAGACCCCAAACCACCUAUCCCCAGAGGAUGGCCCUGCAGAAACUAGCACUGAGAGAUCAUGGGAGGAAGAAAUCCUAAAUGGUGGAAGUGUGGGCCAAGAAGUGUAAAACUAGCAGAUAGUCUUUGGGACUGGGGUUAAGAGCGAAGCAGCAAUAGGUUUGGACAGGACUGCCAUAAAGAGCUGUCAUAUUUUCAUGAUGAGAUCCCAUACAUUGUUGUCCAUCUUUUCCCACCAAUAUUAAAUAUUGAUGAAUAUUUGCCAAGUAAAACAAAGAGUGGGGUUAAGGGAUGCUCUUCUACCCUACAUCUUGGGUUAGUGUGCCAAGUACUGAGCUGAUUACAUGGACAUUCAAUUUUAAAAAUAAAUUCACAAUCUGAAGGUAAAUUGGUUCCCU
Molecule: messenger RNA, 779 nt
Organism: Equus quagga
Lineage: Eukaryota; Metazoa; Chordata; Mammalia; Perissodactyla; Equidae
Product: cytochrome c oxidase assembly factor 4 homolog, mitochondrial
Exons: 2
Coding region: 83-385 (100 amino acids)
Biological process (GO): mitochondrial respiratory chain complex IV assembly
Cellular component (GO): mitochondrial intermembrane space
Source: RefSeq, a predicted model, not a curated record